AUGGAUGGGACACACGUCAGGUGGGAUGCCAUGAACAACUGCACCGAUCAGCAGUACUGGGACACCCUCGUCUGCCAGUGCAUCCCCUGCAGCCUCGUAUGCGGCCGGCCCACAGUGAGGAGGUGUGCUGCCCUGUGCGAGUCCAUGGACUGCAACAGGAGAGCCGGCUUCUACUACGACAAGCUCCUGAAAAAAUGCAUCAACUGCACCACGAUCUGCGGGCAGCACCCGAAGCAAUGCGCCCUGUCCUGCGAAACCCUGCUCCUGGGCUGGACCCACCUGCGGAGGAAGGGAGAGGUGGUCUCCUGCCAAGCCAGCGCUGGGACCUGCCACCGCAGGGAGGACUCCUCCAAAGAUCGUCUGGUGGAAGCGGGCAGCGUUGGUGAUGGAUCCACCGGCAGCAGGGUCCCAGAGCCGGUGGAAACCUGUGGCUUCUGUUUCCCUGGACACGGCUCUGCUGUACAAGAGACCAAAUCAUGCCACAGCACCUCCUACCAUAUAGGGGAAAGAGCUGCUCCCUCUCACACGGGGAUAUGCAGCACGGGAAGCGCUGGGGCCAUUCCCAGCCCUGAUGAUGGCCACUUCAAAAUCAUCUGUUCUCCUUCACAAGAGAAGACGCUCAUGGCAUGA
Molecule: messenger RNA, 630 nt
Organism: Pelecanus crispus (Dalmatian pelican)
Lineage: Eukaryota; Metazoa; Chordata; Aves; Pelecaniformes; Pelecanidae
Source: RefSeq, a predicted model, not a curated record